Pipistrellus kuhlii (Kuhl's pipistrelle) is the source of this 3079-nucleotide messenger RNA. RefSeq names its product FA complementation group L (gene FANCL). Bases 46 to 1245 code for a protein of 399 amino acids. Gene Ontology annotation, biological process: protein monoubiquitination; interstrand cross-link repair. Gene Ontology annotation, cellular component: nucleus; Fanconi anaemia nuclear complex. The record is from RefSeq and is a predicted model, not a curated record. The transcript is spliced from 14 exons. NCBI's taxonomy places the organism in Eukaryota, Metazoa, Chordata, Mammalia, Chiroptera, Vespertilionidae. Gene Ontology annotation, molecular function: ubiquitin protein ligase activity.
CCGACCAAGCCCCCCCACCCCCCCAGGCGCCGCGGACGGCGAGCCAUGGAGGAGACGGAAGGGAGCCUGUGGCACCAGUUCCCGUUGCUUCUGCCCCAGAACCUGGCGAAAACCGUGUAUGAAGGCUUCAUUACCGCGCAGCCAUCUAAAAGGAGUUGCUGUUGGAGUUCCAGAUUGGAAACACCUGAAAAGCGAUCUAUAUAUUUUUUUCCUCAGGGAAGAGACUUCCAUCUUAAAAUAUUGUUGCCUGAAGAUUUGCAGCUGAAGAAUGCCAGAUUACUAUGUAGUUGGGAGCUAAGGACAAUACUUUGUGGAUACCAACAAAUAAUACAACAAAGAAUGAAGCACUCUCCUGAUCUAAUGACCUUUAUGAUGGAGUUGAAGAUGGUCUUGGAAGUUGCUUUAAAGAAUAAACAAGAAAUGCAUGCACUACCUCCUUCUCCCCAGUUCUACUCAAGCCUUAUUGAAGAAAUAGGAAUUAUUGGUUGGGAUAAACUUGUAUAUGUGGAUUCUUCCUUCAGUACCAUCAAGUUAAAAGCUGAAGAUGCUUCUGGUAGAGAGCAUCUAAUCACUCUCAAGUUGAAAGCAAAGUAUCCUGCGGAAUCACCAGAUUGUUUUGUGGAUUUUCCUAUUCCAUUUUCUGUUUCCUGGACUACACAGAGCUCCAUAGUAAGCAUUCACAGUCAGUUUUUGGCAGCUUUGGAAUCACUAAAGUCAUUCUGGGAUGUUAUGGAUGAAAUCGAUGAGAAGACUUGGGUUCUUGAUCCAGAAAAACCUACACGGAGUGCAACAGCACGCAGAAUUGUAGUAGGGAACAAUGCUUCCAUCCACAUCGAGGUGGACCCCAAGCACCCCACCAUGCUUCCCGAGUGCUGCUUCCUUGGUGCUGACCAUGUGGUGAAACCCCUGGGAAUUAAGCUGAGCAGAAACAUACAUUUGUGGGAUCCAGAAAAUACUCUAUUACAAAAUUUGAAAGAUGUUUUAGAAAUUGAUUUCCCAGCUCGUGCUGUCCUAGAAAAAUCUGAUUUUUCUAUGGAUUGUGGAAUUUGUUAUGCCUAUCAACUUGAUGGUGCCAUUCCUGAUCAAGUGUGUGAUUAUUCCCAGUGUGGACAGCCUUUCCAUCAAAUAUGCUUAUAUGAGCUCCUGCAUUACUCUACUAGUUCAUUCCAGAUGUCCUUGUGCUUCAUUUUUUCAUCAUGUCCAGAAUACAUUCAUGGACUCCUAUUGACACAUAAAUUAAAUUGAUGGUACACUAGAAUCUUUCCGGAAACACCUCAUGUAACCACUUGCAAACUAUUAACUCACCUAGUUGGGAGUGGUAGUGGCAAUAAGGUGAAGGGGAACUAGCACUAAGGAGCACCUAUUACUUUUUAGGCUAGAUUUAAGUAUAGAGUAAAUGAAAUCUUACGUUUGAUAAAUGAGAACACAUUUUGUGAUCCGAGUAUCUCACAACACUUUUAAGUGACAUUUUAUUUGCUAUAUUGAAGUCUGCUUUUAUUCCUGUCUCUCAUCAUUUGCUCUGUAUAGCAUUCAUCUUAGUGCACAAUUGACUCAUGUUAAACUAUAUGUGCAUCUACAUACAAACCACUUAGCAGUUUUUGGUGCUUUCAAUUUUCUAAGUCUUCCAUAGUAUUACUACCUGGUUUUAACAGGGGGUAACUGAGUUAGAGAUGUCAGUUUACCUUAUUUAAAAAGCAUAUCAGUUCUAAUUAUAGGGAUUCUCUUAAGGGAACAUGUGUUUUCUUUUGUAAUAAUGAAUUUAUUCAGUUUUUAAAAAUGAACUGAUACUUGUAACUAAUUUUUGAGAAUUAACCCACUAUUGGUGAUUAACACCAGAAUUAAGACUUAACUUUUCAAGAGCCUAUCGUAUCUUUCAUCACAUUAGGUCUUAAAUUGCAAUUAAUGUAUUUAGGCAGAUCUGUGAGCCCCAUAUGCAUUAUUUGUCUGUUUCCGGGAUAGAAAAGAUAAUUUUCAUCAAAAUCUUACUGGGGUCCAUAAUUUAGUUAUACAGCACUGGAUAUAAACCUGGAAAUCCAUGUUGGUUUCCCUUGUUAUUCCACAUAUUAGUAGUCUGACAUUGGCUCAGAAAAUAUUCCCCUUACUCUUGCAAAAGAGAUUUAAGAAAGUAAAAUUUUUUUGGUAUUAUCUGUAAUCAUGCUAACACUGCUUCCUUUCUCUUUAAUAUCUUCAGUGGUUGAGAGGACUGCAGACUAGUCGACAGAGUUUUAACAUUUUAUUUGGUGAAUGUCCAUAUUGUAGUAAGGUAAGCUAUCACAUUUCAUAAAAUAUCCUUAGCGUUUAGUUAUGUGUUUUAGAAGAUAUCUUUAUGUAAACUUUUCUAAAACUUUCUAAGAUACAUUAAUUAUCAGAUUGCUCCUUUGAUCCUAAGAGGAGGUAAUCCCUCUUUUUUGGAGUAACAUUUUAAAAUUUUCUGGGGAUCUGAAACUUUAGAAAAGUAUUUUCCAAACUAUAUCAUGACACCAUUUCUUGUAUAAAAGCAAUUUUUAAUGUUUUUUUAGAAUGUGCACAAACUUUGUUAAAAUGUAUUUUUUUUUUUUUUAAAGCCAAUUACCUUGAAAAUGUCUGGGAGAAAGCCCUAAAAUAAGAACGUAACAUUUCUGUGAAUAACUAAAAGCUAUCAAAAGGAUUUUGUUCAAUAUCUUCAGAGAAAAUAUAAAGCAAGACCCAUUAACAUCAAAAGUAAAAGAAUGAUGAAGCCAUAAUAAUAUACGUCUGCUUUUGCCUCUUCACUAAGGGUAAACUGGGAAAUUGCAGACCAAAAUCCUGUAGAACUUAAGUCUGUGACUUCCAUACCAGCUGUGGAAGUGCACGUGUACCAAGAUGGGCAUCUGGACUUGAAUGUAUCUGGAUGGGUAGGAUCUUGAUGGGGUUCAUAAAAUGAGUUUGGGAACUGCAUAAAGCUCUCUUUUUGUGGAGAACUUUUUACUUCAUUCAAAAAUUCUUGCAACUCACAAUAUUUUUGUCUUCUCCUUGUGCUUUCCUAUGGGAAAAGAUAUAUUUAGUGUUAGAUCUGAAUUAUCCAGUAUUUAUUUUGUAUACUCAUGCUAAAUAAACUUUU